Hyphopichia burtonii NRRL Y-1933 is the source of this 516-nucleotide messenger RNA. RefSeq lists its product as uncharacterized. Lineage: Eukaryota; Fungi; Ascomycota; Pichiomycetes; Serinales; Debaryomycetaceae. The transcript has a single exon. Gene Ontology annotation, biological process: retrograde transport, endosome to Golgi. Gene Ontology annotation, molecular function: phosphatidylinositol-3-phosphate binding. The record is from RefSeq and is a predicted model, not a curated record. Bases 1 to 516 code for a protein of 171 amino acids.
AUGUCGACGAACAAGGGCGUUCAAGGUGGUACCAAGACUAGUAUUGCAAAUGGACCAAGCACCGGCCGCAGAAGAAAUACCAUAACCCAGCUCAAUAAGGUGCUACCGGUGCCCAUUGAGCUCGAGUCGGCGUCACUAGAAAACAACGACCUCAGCAAAACUUGCCACAUCACUGAUGUCUUGGUCGGGGAUUACCAUAUAAUUCAAGGCGAGAAUGGAAGCAAGUACUUGGUUUGGGCAAUCAGAGUGAUCAUCAACGAUGCAUCCUUCUCCUCCAUAGUGGUUUACCGCAGGUAUAGCGACAUUGAAAGAUUCAGAGCCAGCCUAGUCCGUCAAUUCCCCAAAGAAGAUAUUCCUCCUCUACCUCCCAAAGAUCUGUUCAACAUCCAACGAGUGCUAAUGGCCGACCAAUGGCUCGAGGUCAGACGCAAGGGCCUCCAGUGGUUUAUGACAAAUGCAUUAUUGAACCCCAAAUUUCAAAAAAAUCGUACGGUUACUGAUUUCAUCUUGACAUAA